This is a messenger RNA of Ilyonectria robusta, 2576 nucleotides long. RefSeq lists its product as uncharacterized. NCBI's taxonomy places the organism in Eukaryota, Fungi, Ascomycota, Sordariomycetes, Hypocreales, Nectriaceae. Gene Ontology annotation, biological process: polysaccharide biosynthetic process; glycosaminoglycan biosynthetic process. The transcript has 3 exons. Gene Ontology annotation, molecular function: UDP-glucose 6-dehydrogenase activity; NAD binding. Gene Ontology annotation, cellular component: cytosol; nucleus. The record is from RefSeq and is a predicted model, not a curated record. The coding region runs from base 410 to 2221 and encodes 603 amino acids.
CUAAUCAGCGACAAUGGACCUCACCGCCUUAAUUUCUUCCGCCUCAGCGCCCUGGAGGUACCUGACGGCGUGGUUACUGUUGGUACUGGGCCUGCACAGUGCCAGCCGCUGUGCGUGCCUCCCGCCCCUCCACUCCGCCCCCCUUUUCUCUGGCUCUGGUACAACGCUGUUGGGAUCUGCGCUACGCUACGCUGGUCUUCUUAUCCUCUCCUCGAGCCUCGCCCUCCCGUCCCUGCACCACUCCUCUGCCUCCUUUUUUUCCCUUCUUAUUCCACUCGCUCCCCCUCCUCUCGCUCACCUGCUCGUUGCUACUUUAUACGCGUAGCUUCGUAUCUUCGUUUGCGCGUGUUCUUCCCAGCAACAGUGCCCGUGCGAACCUCCCCCUCCACCCCACUACCCAACCUUCAUCAUGUCCGCCGUCAUCUCCAACGGCGCCGAGGCCAACGCCUUCAAGGGCGAUAUCAAGGUCGAGAAGAUCUGCUGUGUUGGUGCUGGUUACGUCGGUGGUCCCACCGCUGCUGUCAUCGCCUUCCAGAACCCUCACAUCCAGGUGACCGUUGUCGACCGAGACGUGACCCGUAUCCGCCGCUGGAACUCGCUCCACCCUCCCAUCUACGAGCCCGGUCUGCACGACAUCAUCAGAAUUGCCCGUGACGGUAGCCGCGAGGCCGCUGUCGCCAAGGAGCCCAGCACCGAGGAUGCCGUCACCCUUGCUACUCGACAGCCCAACCUCUUCUUCUCUACCGACAUUGCCAAGCACAUUGGCGAGGCCGACAUCGUCCUCGUCGCCGUCAACACCCCCACCAAGUACCGUGGUGUUGGUGCCGGCAGUGCCACCGACAUGACCGCCUUCGAGGCCGUUACCGGUGUUGUUGCUCAGCACGCCCGCGAGGGCGCCAUCAUUGUCGAGAAGAGCACUGUCCCUUGCCGCACUGCUCAGCUUGUCGCUGACACCCUCAACAUGCACCGCCCCGGUGUCCACUUCGAGAUUCUCUCCAACCCCGAGUUCCUGGCUGCCGGUACCGCCGUCGCCGAUCUGCUGUACCCUGACCGUAUUCUGAUCGGUUCCAACCCCACCCCCGCUGGUAAGAAGGCCGCCGAGGCCCUUGCCGGCGUUUACGCUGCUUGGGUCCCCCGCGAGCGCAUCCUGACCACCAACGUCUGGUCUUCUGAGCUCGCCAAGCUUGUCGCCAACUCUAUGCUGGCCCAGCGUAUUUCCAGCAUCAACUCCAUCUCUGCCCUCUGCGAGCAGACCGGUGCCGAUGUCGACGAGGUCGCCCGCGCUGUCGGUGUUGACCCCCGUAUCGGCAACAAGUUCUUGAUGGCCGGUAUCGGUUUCGGUGGCAGCUGCUUCAAGAAGGACGUUCUCAACCUGGUCUACCUUGCCGACACUAUGGGUCUCCCCGAGGUCGCCGAGUACUGGCGCCAGGUCGUCAAGAUGAACGAGUAUGCCCGUGACCGCUUCUCCAACCGUGUCAUCAAGUGCCUCAACAACACCCUUGUUGGAAAGAAGGUCACCAUCCUCGGCUUCGCCUUCAAGAAGAACACUUCCGAUACCCGUGAGGCCCCUGCCCUCGAGAUGAUCAAGACUCUUCUCGAGGAGCGACCCCGCGAGGUUGCUGUUUUCGACCCCUGCUGCAACCCCCUCGUCAUCAAGCAGGAGAUCAAGGCCCUUCUUGGCCCUCAGGCCGAGGGUGCCAACAUCUCCGUCUACGGCAACGCCUACGACGCCUGCGACGCCAGCACUGCCAUCAUCAUCGCCACCGAGUUCGACGAGUUCCGCAACCAGCCCGCUCCCAAGCCCGCGCCUGCCCCCGUCGAGCCCGCUCCUACGAGCCGCAAGCCCAACCCCAAGGCCGACCCUCGCCCCUUCAAGGCUGAGGUCCCCACCGAGAACGAGCUCCUCGCCCUCCACAAGUACCUCGUCCAGCGCGAUGAUGUCAAGUCGGCCGAUCCCCUCGACCGCUUCAACGUCGAGCCCAGCUGUGAGGAUGACUGCCCCGACUGCAUCCAGGAGCGCGAGAGCAAGGAGACUGGCUUCGCUACUGGCAUGGGCAGCGCCGAGGAGUACAAGCCCAAGGAGCGUGUCGACUGGGUCCGCAUCUCCGAGAACAUGGCCAAGCCUCGCUGGGUCUUCGAUGGCCGUGGUGUCAUCGACUCGCGCGAGAUGGUCAAGCUGGGCGUCCGCGUCGAGAGUGUUGGUCGCCAGCACCGCUUCUAAGCGACCUGAGAAGGGUCCGAGGGGGCAGGUUUUUGACGGCCGACAUUUUGGGUUUCUUAGGUGUAUGAAUGUGUCGUCUGGCAAACAAUUAUUACUGUUUUAAUAGGCAUGAAAUGAAGAUUUGGACGCGGCCGACGAGACAUGUGGAGGAGGCUUGUCAACUGGAUGGACAAGGGUGCGAGGCGUGGGAGAAUGGGUCCUGGAUAUAGAACUAGAUCUCCAAAGCAUGAGUUGGCUUGAAAACACUAGAUCAAUCAAUUGAAGUUAAACUAAACAUUGGAAAUAUUUGUUUGCUUGCGCAUUGCCUAGGUUGGAAAAUGUUAGGAGAAAGGGAGUGCACAACGGAAGAGUUUGG